AUGCCGACACCUCGAAUCAUCUUCGAGAUUGAGUACAGCCACCGCAACAUACGGCAGCUGUGGGUGUGGGCCAAUCAGCUCCUCGCCGACCAAUUCGUUCGCGCCGUGGUUGGUAUUCUAGUCUACCACGAAUCCCGCUCUCCCAAGUUUGCGAUGCUCGCUGUGCUCGUCCGCCGUGAUGGUGGUGGGAACGUUGCUUUGUUUGACGCGGUCUCGUUCGGCACGAGACAACUGAAUCACCGUGUCAUAGCUGUCCUCAGUGAGUUGCCGUUUGCUCAAGGAUCAGCGUUUCGCGAGUUGCCAACCCCUAUCGGCAACCUUGAACACAAUAGCAGCCGGCCGAUGCCCGCGAAUUGGAACAACCUCAACCCGUUCAUCACCGUGCCGGGAGAGGAUGUGUUCUAUCAAGCACCCAGUCCCCCUGUCACGGCUGUGGCGUUCGUACGUGUCCUUGAGCACGUAAAUACUCCCAGGUACAUCAUCGUGGACGAAGGUGGCCAUGUCGGCAACUAA
Aphanomyces astaci is the source of this 513-nucleotide messenger RNA. RefSeq lists its product as hypothetical. The record is from RefSeq and is a predicted model, not a curated record. Lineage: Eukaryota; Oomycota; Saprolegniomycetes; Saprolegniales; Verrucalvaceae. The transcript is spliced from 2 exons. The coding region runs from base 1 to 513 and encodes 170 amino acids.